AUGGGGCCGCCUACACCCCGGCCGAUGGUUAAAUCUCAAACCGUGACAUGGCAUGAGAUCUCCGAGUGGCAACGAGACAACAGAUAUAUCCUCAGCGGCUAUCGCCCUGAAAGAGGAGAUUAUUUGGAGAUCCUCACCAGCCUGACGUUUUUGCACAACGAGACUUGUAACGUGUACACUCAUCUGAUCGGGGCUCUACUCCUACCGCUCAUCGCGUUUGCUGUCAUGCAGAUUCUCUCUCAGCCUCAGUUUUUCGACGUCUCGAGUUCCGACUAUGUCAUAUUUGGAAUCUUUUUUUGUUGUGCAGAGUGCUGUUUGAUCUUCAGUACGAUUUACCAUCUAGUGGGAUCUCACUCACAUGCAGUAGAACAAUUCUGGCUCAGAAUGGAUCUCCUGGGGAUUGUCAUUGUUACUGUUGGCACAUUUAUUCCGGGCAUCUACUACAUCUUCAUCUGUGAACCAGUCUUGCAAAAAUUGCACUGGGCGAUUAUCACAUCUUCGGGCACAGUCACGGCUGCAUUAAUCUCGAUGCCCAGGUUGAGAACGCUUCGCUGGCGGAAGGCGAGGACGGGCGCCUAUAUUGCGCUCGGUGCAUCAGCAUUCAUUCCGCUCCUACAUGGAGUUCAACUGUACGGGCUAGAGUAUAUGCUUCAGUAUGCAGGAAUGAAAUGGUAUCUGCUAGAGCUAUUCUUCUACGGCUGCGGAGUCGGUCUCUAUGGGUCUCGAACUCCUGAGCGCUUUGCUCCAGGCAAAUUCGACAUCUGGGGCAGCUCACACCAGCUCUUUCACGUGUGUAUCUUAUGUGCCAUGUAUAUACACAUAACUGCCCUUGUGCAGGCUUUUACGGCGUGUCAUACAUUGGACGUAUGUAGCAUCCAGGCCGCUUCGCGGGAAGGUCACAGAUGA
Messenger RNA from Trichoderma atroviride IMI 206040, 906 nucleotides. Lineage: Eukaryota; Fungi; Ascomycota; Sordariomycetes; Hypocreales; Hypocreaceae. The record is from RefSeq and is a predicted model, not a curated record.